This is a messenger RNA of Halteromyces radiatus, 966 nucleotides long. RefSeq lists its product as uncharacterized. The transcript has 5 exons. Gene Ontology annotation, biological process: cytoskeleton-dependent intracellular transport; cytoplasmic microtubule organization. NCBI's taxonomy places the organism in Eukaryota, Fungi, Mucoromycota, Mucoromycetes, Mucorales, Cunninghamellaceae. Gene Ontology annotation, molecular function: dynein light intermediate chain binding; microtubule binding. The record is from RefSeq and is a predicted model, not a curated record. Gene Ontology annotation, cellular component: centrosome; cytoplasm. The coding region runs from base 1 to 966 and encodes 321 amino acids.
AUGACUUUUUCUCGUAUGGAGGCCGCCAUGGAAGAUGCUUUUGUAGAAUGGUUCAAUACAUUCGAAUGCAAAUCUCAUCCUAUUGAUACUGUAGUUGAACUGGCUGACGGAGUGGUAUUAUCGGAUAUUCUUACUGACGUAGAUGGCAAAUGGUUCAAACAGAUACCAAAUCAAACGGAUACACAAUUGACCUGGGUACAUCGUCUCAAUAACCAAAAAAUUGUUUAUAAACUCAUAACGCGAUACUUUGAAGAAGUCUUGGGGCAGGACCCUGAACUACUUCCUCCUGUGGACUUGAAUGCUAUUGCCAAGGAUGCUGAUCUUCACCAACUCUUGCUCAUGUGUCAAAUGGUUAUUGCUAUUGCUGUUCAGUCUGAUAACAACCAUAUGUAUAUCGAAAUGAUUCAAAGCUUAUCCCAAAAAAGUCAACACGCUCUUAUGGUGUCUAUCGAAGAAAUUAUGAAUCAUUUCAAUAUUGAUGAUAUCAAUCCUCGAUCUUCUCAACUCUCAGGAACAUCUGGUACCACUACAUCUAGAAGUUUUUAUACAGAUAGCGAUCUUCCCCUCAAAACUCAACUGGAACUGGAUAAGCUUUUAUUAGAAAGGAAACAAUUUGAAGCUACACAUACACAACUAUUGAACGAUUAUGAUGAUUUACGUGAAAGAUUUGUAAGUUUGAUUAAAAAGAAAACAAAAUUAUUCUAUACUAAGGCUUUAUUAUUAUUAUUAUUAUUAUUAUUAUUAUUAUUAUUAUUAUUAUUAUUAUUAUUAUUAUUAUUAUUAUUAUUAUUAUUAUUAUUAUUAUUAUUAUUAUUAUUAUUAUUAUUAUUAUUAUUAUUAUUAUUAUUAUUAUUAUUAUUAUUAUUAUUAUUAUUAUUAUUAUUAUUAUUAUUAUUAUUAUUAUUAUUAUUAUUAUUAUUAUUAUUAUUAUUAUUAUUAUUAUUAUUAGGAAGAUAUAUUGGAUGA